Messenger RNA from Fragaria vesca subsp. vesca, 1047 nucleotides. RefSeq names its product protein GrpE-like. Bases 62 to 973 code for a protein of 303 amino acids. NCBI's taxonomy places the organism in Eukaryota, Viridiplantae, Streptophyta, Magnoliopsida, Rosales, Rosaceae. Gene Ontology annotation, cellular component: chloroplast. The transcript has 3 exons. The record is from RefSeq and is a predicted model, not a curated record. Gene Ontology annotation, biological process: protein folding. Gene Ontology annotation, molecular function: protein homodimerization activity; protein-folding chaperone binding; adenyl-nucleotide exchange factor activity.
UGCGGAGAUAGAAGAAGCGGAGAGUUUGUUAAACUACUCGUAAAAAUCAGAGCAAACUGUAAUGGCGAAUUCGUUGUUUGUUCCAAACAACUACUUGGUCAUACCUCCUCCUCGACUGUCGUCGAAACCCAUUGCUCCUCCCCAACUUCUUGUUGGGUUCUCAGCAGCCAAAUCUUCCCCUAUAGUCUUACACAGCAGCAGCAGCAGCAGUAGAAGCCGUGCCUCGUCUUUCAAAUCUCAUCUCGCUGCUGCUCGAGGCUAUGUUCCCCCAGUGAAUGCCAAAGAGGAUAAUGUACAAACCAGUGGAGCAGAUCAACAACAUCUGCCAAGUUUAAGGACUCUCCUUAAAGUUUACAAGGAUGCUAUUUUUAAUGGAGAUGAACAGACUGUAGCAGAAAUUGAGGCAAAGAUAGAAAUAGUAGAAAACAAGCAGAAUGAAUUAGUCCAGAAAGUAUCAUCUAUGUCAGCAGAGGUAACAUCAGGGAAGGAAAAGCUUAUUCGUCUGCAAGCAGAUUUUGAUAAUUGUAGAAAAAGAUUUGAGAAAGAGAGACUUAACGUGAGGACUGAUGCCCAAGGAGAAGUAAUUGAGAGCCUUUUGCCCAUGGUUGACAAUUUUGAGAGAGCAAAACAACAAAUUAAACCUGAAACUGAAAAGGAGAAGAAGAUCGAUACAAGUUACCAGGGAAUAUACAAGCAAUUUGUUGAGAUUAUGAGGAGCUUGCGUGUGGCCUCUGUGCCAACUCUGGGAAAACCCUUUGAUCCUUCGGUGCAUGAAGCUAUUGCACGAGAAGAGUCUCAAGAAUUCCCGGAUGGAAUUGUCAUUCAAGAAAUUCGCCGUGGCUUUUUACUUGGAGGUCGACUUCUAAGACCAGCAUUGGUUAAAGUCUCUAUAGGACCUGGCAGUAAGAAAUCUCCGGUGGCCACUGAGAAAUCUUCAGGGUCACCUGCAACAACUGCCUCAGUAGAGAAUUGAUAAGUUUUCACCAGAAGCUGAGUUAGAUGUAAGGAUAAGACUGCUUCUAUUCUUUGAUGUGGCUUUUCUUGUUC